This is a messenger RNA of Nematolebias whitei (Rio pearlfish), 1131 nucleotides long. It is a transcript of the gene vps25, whose product is annotated as vacuolar protein sorting 25 homolog. The transcript is spliced from 6 exons. The coding region runs from base 51 to 575 and encodes 174 amino acids. Gene Ontology annotation, biological process: protein transport to vacuole involved in ubiquitin-dependent protein catabolic process via the multivesicular body sorting pathway. Lineage: Eukaryota; Metazoa; Chordata; Actinopteri; Cyprinodontiformes; Rivulidae. Gene Ontology annotation, cellular component: ESCRT II complex. The record is from RefSeq and is a predicted model, not a curated record. Gene Ontology annotation, molecular function: structural molecule activity; protein homodimerization activity.
UCGACGGAACUGCUUCCGGAAGCUGUCAGCUGAACACCGCAUCAACUGCAAUGAGUUUUGAGUGGCCCUGGCAAUACAAUUUCCCACCGUUUUUUACGUUACAGCCCAAUGUUGACACAAGACAGAAACAGCUGGCAGCGUGGUGUUCCCUGGUUCUGUCCUACUGCCGCCAUCACAAGCUCUACACUCUGGAUGUCAUGGAGGCGCAAGAAAGCUCCGUGUUCAACAACAAGAAGAUCGAACGAAAACUGCAGGUGGAAGCAAUUCAGGUUGUGUUUGAGGAAUUGAGGAAAAAAGGCAACCUGGAAUGGUUGGACAAAAACAAAUCGCGGUGUUUAGUCAUGUGGAGACGACCAGAGGAGUGGGGAAAGUUAAUAUACCAGUGGGUUUCCAGAAGCGGCAUGGUCAACUCUGUGUUCACGCUUUAUGAGAUCUCCAACGGCGACGACACAGGAAGUGAAGAGUUCCACGGGUUAGAGGAAUGGAUGCUGCUGCGCUCCUUGCAGGCGUUACAAUCAGACGGCAAAGCAGAGGUCUUCACCAUGGAUGACGGAAAAGGCGUCAAGUUCUUCUGAGACGGUGCUGGAAUCGCACGCUGACUGGGAGCCCUCAUAUCCCACCUGACGGACACAUUUUAAAGGGUUGGCCCCAGUGGAUGCUGGUAAUUGAAUUGUUGCUGCCUUGUGGGUUCAGAGCCGAUUCUUUCUGGAAGAGAACAAAACCUGAGGCGACGCUGUGUUUCUAGUCGGGUUGUCAUUUAAACAUGCAAUGAAUAUCAGGGGGACUAAAUACUAUCAUUUGAGUCUUAUGGGGGUGUUUUCCCCACCAGCUGUAACAUAACUCCAUUAUUUUAAAUGCAGCUACUCUUAUUUUCUGUUUUCUCUGUUCAAUUUACCGUGUGUAAAUUAGCUCGGCGGCUGUUCCUCCGUUCCAGCCAGACAUCCCAAAGAAAUCUCAAAACACAGCGUGAGAGGGGCUGCUUUUUAAAUCUUUUAUUUUCAGAAUGCUUCCAGAAGAGGAACGCUGCAAAGACUCGACUCGGCUCAGAGUAACGGAACUGCACUCCAUGUACAGAUCGCUGUCGUCCUCUAGUUUCUGUGAUGCUCGUCAUCUUUGUGCUCUCUUUUUUUC